Molecule: messenger RNA, 588 nt
Organism: Cladophialophora immunda
Lineage: Eukaryota; Fungi; Ascomycota; Eurotiomycetes; Chaetothyriales; Herpotrichiellaceae
Exons: 2
Coding region: 1-588 (195 amino acids)
Biological process (GO): regulation of DNA-templated transcription
Molecular function (GO): zinc ion binding; DNA-binding transcription factor activity, RNA polymerase II-specific
Source: RefSeq, a predicted model, not a curated record
AUGUUGGCACCGCGGCCACCCCCAAGCGACGAAGGCGCCCAGGAGCCCCCAUAUUCUCAGCGUCCUCGAAAAAUCUCCACCGCUUGCGGCGCCUGCAAGCAGAGGAAAACAAAGUGCUCUGGCGGCAACCCUUGCGAGGCCUGUGCGACGAGAAAAAGUCUCUGCGUUUACGAUGCAACUUCUGACCAGCGCCGGAAAAUUGCGAACCACCGAACGGCCCAAGAACUCGCGGACAAGCAGGUCGCGCUCGAGCGACACCAGCAACUUCUAGGAGGAAUCAUCGCAACGGUGCGAGCGGGCGGUCUCAGUGCGACCGAGGACUUGAUCCGUGUCAUGCGUUCAGGCGUCGAUCUAUCACAACUCGCGGCUCACGUUCGGAACGAGUGUCGCGCUAACAUCGCAAUCCAGCAGGCUUUCGAACAGAUUGAUUUCGUCAUCAACGGAGGCACAGAAUUGCCUUCACCAGCCCAGAUGCAAGUUUUACCACGCGAGGGAUCGCGUGGGUCAGAAGAGCAAAGCGACAACAGUUCGACCAGAUUUCCCCCCAGUGACCGACCAAAGAUGGACAGACUGGAAUGGCCACGUUGA